This is a messenger RNA of Pseudozyma hubeiensis SY62, 2139 nucleotides long. RefSeq lists its product as hypothetical. Lineage: Eukaryota; Fungi; Basidiomycota; Ustilaginomycetes; Ustilaginales; Ustilaginaceae. Gene Ontology annotation, cellular component: cytosol. The transcript has 2 exons. The record is from RefSeq and is a predicted model, not a curated record. Bases 1 to 2139 code for a protein of 712 amino acids.
AUGCCAGCGUCGAGAUGGAAUGCGCUUUUCGACGUUGCCCCAAAGAAGGACCCUGACACGACCACACCGACUUCCACUCCCUCACCUACGGCAUUCCGGACAGCGCCUUUCCCUCUUCGUUGGACGGAUGGCUCAUCAGCCAUGGCAUUCACAGCUGAUGGCAGCGGAAUUGCGGAGGUAGCAGAUGGAAAGCUGCUGCUUGACCUGCUCGAACAGUACAAGACCCUGGCAUCCUCUGGCUUUCCAUCCGUAGAGCAGGCGGCAGACGGAGUCGAUUCUUAUCAGCAUCUGGAAGCGCAUCUCACCCACUUCAGUCAGCGCCUUGUGCGCGAUGAAUCAAAACGGACCCUUUUUGCUACCUCGCCCGACUUUUCCACUGUGAUAGAAGCCCUCGCCGCUUUCUUCCCGCUCUUUCAACAGAGUCAAGAAGUUCGCCCACCGUCACCCAAGCUCCGAGAUCAGGAUGCCGUCAGGGAUGAUCUCAGAGAAACGCCCGCCGAUCACCAGGACACGCUCAAACAUCCGUAUCAGCGCGCGUGUGGUAUCGCAACCCUUUUGUUUCGCGUCAUUCGCAAUGCUAUGGCAGGUUGCUCUGACGCCCAGGAUCGUUUGUGCCAACGUUUCGAUGUGCUGGCCCCCUUCCUGGACAAUAUUACGCGCUACCACACCCUGAACGAUCCCGAUGCAACGCUCUUAGCUCGAUCGGCAGUGCAGAUGCUGUCCAACCUCAUCACCGCCAAUCGCCAGGUUCAGCGUCAAAUGUGGCCUCGCAUCGUCGCUGCCCCAAGGGAACAAGAAAGGCUCUCGCUCAAGUUCCUUUCAUCGCCGGACACGGCGACGCAGAGUGCAGCGCAGAUCUUGCUCAUCAACUUUCUUCGAACGCCCUCGUGGAAUCAGGACGCUCACGAGCGCUGCUACGAGUUAUGUACGUCAGUCGCAGGUCGACAGCUUGUCGAAUCGCUGCUCAGCACCUCUGAGAGCAUCAUGCUACGGACCGCCUCAGCGAAGCCAGACGAGCCUGUCCAGGAACAAGAGCCGGACUCCGAGAUCCAGGGACUCGUAGAAUCACUCGGCUUCGUGUACACCAUCUUUGCCACGCUCUUCGAACGUGGUUGCACUUCACUCGUCCUGUCUUCACUCGCACCGAUUGACGAGAUCUCUUCGUCGCACUCGUCUCCUUCAGAAUCUGAUCUCCCGGUCAUCUCAAGCUCGCAGCUUACUCUCCUCAAGCUGCUCGACAGCUGGCUCCACCUUCAGCAAAAGCUGGUGGCCGAGACAGCCUCCGCUUCGACAGAGCAAGGCGCUUCUCCACGGGUUCUCGAGUUUUUGGAAGCACCAUCAAGCUUUAGUAACGUCGAAGCCAAGUUACUCAGAAAAGCAGGCCUUGCAGGCCUACUCGACGCUUUCUUGAGCCUAUCCCGCUUUGCCCGCAGUGCCAUGGCGCGCGGAAUAGCCAGAAAUGGCACAUCGCCGGAUCAGCAGCCGCAGGAUCGAAGGCUUAUCGGCGUCCACCAUGGCCUGCUUUUGCUCUUGCAGAGUCUUCUGUCCAUAGGCAUGACUGCCGACGGGUGGAGUGACGAAGGCACAUUCUCAUCUGCAACGGCACAUUCGACGCGAAGCUUUGUCGAUGUCGCGCGUGCUCUGUUGUCACAGAUGCGUAGCAAUCACGAAUUCGUUGACGAGCUGGUGGAGCUUCUCGACGAAACGCACCAGUACGCCCCCGCGUUGUCUCCUUUCCGGCGCGCAGGUGCAGCGACCGACGGAACAGAUUCAUCCGAGACCGAUGAGCAACGGCCACUUCCGCAAGGUCACGCGCUGUCAUCCACCGGUCGAGCUGCUCACGAAGCCAAAGAUGCCCAACCGAGCUACGGCUUUGACCACCUGAAACGCGACAUCGUACGAGUACUCGGCUCACUGGUGUACGCGCCGACGCGUGCUGCCAAAAGUGAUGCAGAUGCUUCCUCGAGCGACCAGAAUGGCGUCGAUGCCCAUCAGUCAACGCAUACGAAGGAUCAAAUCCGGGAAGUACAAGAUCGUGUCAGAGAAAAAGGUGGACUGUUCCACGUCCUCAACAUGACGGUGCUGGACGAGCGUAAUCCCUGUAAGUCUGAUGUGCAUCCUAUGCGAUGUUGUCGAUGA